CGGACAUGUCCCGGGCCGGGGACCGCGGCGGAGCGCCGGCCAGAUGGCUGGGCACGGGGCUUUUGGGGCUUGUCCUGCUGCUCCCCGCAUCCCUGUCGCUGGAGGUGUCCGUGGGGAAGGCCACCACCAUCUACGCGGUCAAUGACUCCCAGGUGCUGCUGCCCUGUACCUUCUCCAGCUGCUUCGGCUUUGAGGACCUCCACUUCUGGUGGACUUACAACCACAGCGACACAUACAAGAUCCUCAUUGAUGGGAUUGUGAAGAACGAGAAGUCUGACCCCAGGGUGAGGUUUAAAGAUGAUGCACGCCUCACCCUGGUGGGUAGCACCAAGAACAAGAUGAACAACAUUUCCAUUCAGCUGAGUAACCUGGAAUUCAGUGACACUGGCAAAUAUACCUGCCACGUGAAGAACCCCAAGGAGAAGAAUCUGGAGCACAGUGCCACCAUUUUCCUCCAAGUCGUUGACAAACUGGAAGUAGUGGACAAUACGGUGACGCUCAUCAUCCUGGCCGUGGUGGGCGGGGUCAUCGGCCUCCUCAUCUUCAUCCUGCUCUUGAAGAAGCUCAUCACCUUCAUCAUCAAGAAGACCCAGGAGAAGAAGAAGGAGUGUCUCGUGAGCUCCUCCGGGAAUGAUAACACAGAGAACGGGCUGCCCGGCUCCAAGGCGGAGGAGAAGCCACCGACAAAAGUGUGAGGCCCCGAGGGGGGCCCAGCAGCGUGGGGAGCCCCGCUUUCUGAUGGCCACCUUGACGCUUGAGCCCUGUCAGUAGAACCCACGUGCCCGAUCUAUCUGCUGCUUGGCUCCAACUGUAGUGUCUCUGGGCAGGAAGGAACCGGCGUCCUUCCUGGCUUGUCUCCGCUUCCUCCGCCCUUCCCCAGCUGUCCAGGCACGAGGGCUGGCCAGCGGAGCGGCCUGCAGAGGGUUGAGGAGAGGGAAAGGAGGGGGCUUGUGGUGUGAAGGGGCUGGUCCCCAACACCUGGGAAGAUGGGCUCUCCUACCUGAGUGACCAGAACCUUGGUUUUCCUCCUGAUUUAUUUUUUUCUUCACCGAUUGGGACCUGGGCGGCGGGGUCAGUAAGGAUUCCCUCAAAAGCUGGACCGUGUAGAUGGGUUGAAGGAAGAGCCCUGUAUGGACAGUAAAUGCUUUUGAUGGUGGAAGCCAGCUGGCGGACUGUGGAGAGGACCUGGGAGCAGGCCUGAGGGUCACAUCAGAGGCAAACUAGGCUUUUGGGGAUACCUGAUCUUUCAAGGCUGUCUCUGAGCUGACCCCUUCCCCCCCAGCUGGGGAACUUCCCUCCCCCCCACUUCCCUCUCAUAGGGGCGCGGUGUUGGCCUUGUCCCAGCCUCCGCUUCCAGGUCCAUACCCUGCUCGGAGUUUCUAACCUUCCCAAGUUUUCCCAAGGUUUUUCCAGCUGCUUCCUGCUCAGCUGGACCUCUUCUCCCUGCCCAGGACUGAGGAAGGGCAGAGGGAGGCUGGCCUCCACUUGUCUCCUGCUUUCUACACCGCUGGUUUGCACACCCCUUCAUUGUGGGGCUAGACUGUGCCUUAGCUCCCCGAGUCCUGGCUUUUACCCUCUCCUCUUUCGCUCCGCAGCCCAGCCCUCGGAACUGCACACUUCCCGGUCUUCCACACGGUGGGGGGGGGCCCCGGUGA
Messenger RNA from Dipodomys ordii (Ord's kangaroo rat), 1655 nucleotides. RefSeq names its product sodium channel, voltage gated, type IV beta subunit (gene Scn4b). The transcript is spliced from 5 exons. Lineage: Eukaryota; Metazoa; Chordata; Mammalia; Rodentia; Heteromyidae. The coding region runs from base 6 to 695 and encodes 229 amino acids. Gene Ontology annotation, biological process: regulation of ventricular cardiac muscle cell membrane repolarization; regulation of sodium ion transmembrane transporter activity; cardiac muscle cell action potential involved in contraction. The record is from RefSeq and is a predicted model, not a curated record. Gene Ontology annotation, cellular component: membrane; voltage-gated sodium channel complex. Gene Ontology annotation, molecular function: sodium channel regulator activity; transmembrane transporter binding.